AUGGGGCUCGCGGGCCGCCAGACGCUGGACUCGCUGUACCCGCAGGCGCGCAAGCUGCAGUUCGAGCUCAAGAUGCAGAUGAGCUACCUGGACUCGGGGCGCACGGGCGGCCGCACGGACGCGGAGCUGCAGGCCGAGGCGCGCGCCAACCUGAGUACGCUGGAGCAGCUGCUGUGGCAGCUCGACUCGCUCGUGCAGACGAGCGCCAAGCCCGCGGAGCGCGACACGUGGGCCAAGAAGCUGCAGCAGCUGCGCAGCGAGACGCACGCACUCGGCAGCACGCUGGAGCAGCACAUCUACAGCGUCAACCGCCGCGCCGUGGAGGCGCGCGAGCGCGAGAGCCUCAUGAGCAGGCGCAACGCCGGCUUCGACAGCGGCAACGGGGCCAUAUACGCGGCGCAGGAGUCGGAGAGUCUGCAGCGCUCGUCGCAGAUGGUCUCGGACCUCACGAGUCUGUCGCAGUCGAUCCUUGGCGACCUGGGCGAGCAGCGCAACCGGAUGAAGGUGCGGCCGGGCGGGCGGACGAACUGA
Phytophthora sojae is the source of this 531-nucleotide messenger RNA. RefSeq lists its product as hypothetical. The transcript has a single exon. Gene Ontology annotation, molecular function: SNAP receptor activity. Gene Ontology annotation, biological process: vesicle-mediated transport. The coding region runs from base 1 to 531 and encodes 176 amino acids. Gene Ontology annotation, cellular component: Golgi apparatus. Lineage: Eukaryota; Oomycota; Peronosporomycetes; Peronosporales; Peronosporaceae. The record is from RefSeq and is a predicted model, not a curated record.